GCAUCUUGAUGCGAAGUCUAUUUCGGCUUUUGUUAAAGAUUGAAUAUCGACCGCUCAGUGCAAUCGAUCAAGGGAAAGAUGGUAUGUUCCAGGUUGCGUGUUGAGGAGUAUUGAAAUGCAACGUUUCAACAAGAUCACGCACAGCACCAAACCGACCGAUCAUGUAUUUCAGGAUAUUCCUAUCAUCGACCUUCAAAAUGCUACAAGUGAACAUUUCUCCCUAAGGCGUGCGCUAGCAAAUGAAAUUCGAGAUGCAUGUAUCAACGUCGGGUUUUUCUAUAUCAAGAACCACGGUAUACCCGAGAAUAUCAUUGAAGCUACACUAAGUUCAGCAAAGAAUUUUUUUGAUCUCCCUAUCUCUGCAAAGACGGAGCUGGACAUACAUAAAAGCUCCAAUUUCAAAGGCUACACAGCUCUGCUCGGUGAAAACACCGACCCAGAAAACAGAGGAGAUUUACAUGAGGGUUUCGAUAUAGGUUGGGAAGCGCCGAACGGUUCACAGCUGGCUCAUCGGGACGAUGGAGCUAUGGCAGGGAGUAAUGUCUGGCCUGACGAUCUACCCGGAUUCCGUGAAAAUUUGUUAACAUACUAUCAUGCCGUCGUACGCCUUGGCCAGUCACUGUUUCCUUUAUUCGCGCUCGCUUUAGACCUUCCAGAGACGUUCUUUGACGACAAGACGACGAAGCCUGCUGCGAUACUGCGAGUAUUACACUAUCCCCCACAGCCUUCUCGAGAGCUUGAUCGUAUCAUCGGGAUCGGCGCGCAUACAGACUACGAGUGCUUCACUAUCCUGUGGCAAGAUCAAGUCCAAGCGCUACAGGUUAUGAAUGCCGAAGGGAAAUGGAUUGACGCUACCCCGAUACCUGGUACAUUUGUCCUCAAUCUGGGUGAUCAAUUCGCUCGUUGGACCAACGAUGUGUUCAAAUCUACAGUUCAUCGCGCAAUCAACGCUUCGGGCACCGAACGAUACUCCAUCCCGCUUUUCUUUGGGUCGGAUUAUGAUGUAAAGCUCGAGCCCAUUCAAAGUUGUGUUUCCACAGAGAACCCGCCGAAAUACGAAGUUGUGACCGCUGGAGAGUAUGUGAAGUCGCGUUUGGAAGCUUCAUUCAACCACUCGAAAUGAAAGGAUAGGUCAAGGCAUAUCUCAGCUCGAUCCCAUAAAUUUGACUCUGGUGACACGUUUACCCCUCAUAAACUGAUCUCGUAUCAAAGUCGAAUACAUCUAUUCGUACAACAUUUGUUAUUUCACUUCACUCUUGAGCAACCAAUAUAACACUCUUCCCAGUAUUCGUUCCUUUCUGGACAGCCAAUAUCGCUUCCCCAGCACGUUCCAGCCCUUGUGUGAUGUCUUCCUUAUACUUGAUCUCGCCACUCGCAAGCUUCCUAGGAAUCUCCUCAUAGAAAGCGGCGCUGUAUUUCUCACGUAACAUCGUCACGAUAAAUCCGUAUAUUUUGAGUGAUUUGACAAUGAUUUGAUAGGUGUUCUUGAUAGGGUAUGGUUGAGCGCCAUUGUAUUCCGAGAUCAUGCCACAUUCGAUCAGUCGUGCCCCAACCGAAGCUGCAUUUAUAGCCGCUUCAAAAGUUGCUCCUCCGACGUUAUCCCAGUAUACAUCAAUGGGUCCCUCUUUCUCCAAAACCUCGACAGUGCUGGUCGUCUUGUAAUUGAAAGCCACAUCUGCCCCCAGUUCUUUCAUGAACUUGACCUUCUCGUCUGAACCCGCGGACGCAAUGACUUUGAGUCCGUCAAUCUUUGCUAGUUGAAUGACGAGUGAUCCAACAGGGCCUCCACCCGUAGUCACAAAUACUGUUUCGCCCUUCUUCGCGCUGGCAUAUUCCUUCCAAGCAUCAUAUGCUGUUUACCAGGCAUGCCUGCUGCACCAACGUACACAGACCAUGGUAGCUUCUCUUUGUUCUUCAAAAUCAAAAAAUCUUCUGCGUUA
Messenger RNA from Serpula lacrymans var. lacrymans S7.9, 1940 nucleotides. RefSeq lists its product as uncharacterized. The transcript has 19 exons. The record is from RefSeq and is a predicted model, not a curated record. The coding region runs from base 116 to 1123 and encodes 335 amino acids. Gene Ontology annotation, molecular function: dioxygenase activity. NCBI's taxonomy places the organism in Eukaryota, Fungi, Basidiomycota, Agaricomycetes, Boletales, Serpulaceae.